UUGUCCUAGAGAUCCAUGCUUCGGGGAGACUGCCUCAAGGAGCCAAAGGCCCUCCUGGUGGCGGUGAGCCAGGGAUUAGGAACAGUCGUUGGAAAUGCAGGAAGGGCGUUUGAGGCCAGUUACCGUCUCGCACAAGGAGACUGCCCUUGGGAAGAUGAGCCCUAAACACGGAGGGUUGGAGACUAAUGACAGUCUGUGCAUAGAGGAUUCACAGGGGCGAGACUCUGUAGGAAAUACCCUCCAGGAGCGUGACACACGGGGACCAAGUAAAGGCGCUUUGGUUCAGAAAGGGAAGACCCUCUUCAAAUGCAAAGAAUGCGGGAAAGUGUUUACCCAGAACUUCCUCCUUGUCCGACAUCAGCGGGUUCACACCGGAAUCAAGCCUUAUGAGUGCCCCGAGUGUGGGAAAGCCUUUCGUGAAAAGGUAGAUUUUGAUCGGCAUGCGAGGAUUCAUACCGGGGAGAGGCCCUAUAAGUGCACCGAGUGUGGGAAGGUCUUCAACCGUAGGUCCCACCUCACAUGCCACCGCCGGACUCACACUGGAGAGAAGCCCUGUGAGUGCAGCGACUGUGGCAAGACCUUCAACCACCAGUCUGUUUUUGCCCAGCAUCAUACGACCCACACUGGAGAAAAACCCUUUGCAUGCGAAGAGUGUGGGAAAGCCUUUCAUUACAACUCUUCCUUGACUCGGCACAUGAGGAUUCAUACUGGAGAGAAGCCCUUCCGGUGCGGCGAGUGCGGAAAGGCCUUCACCCACCAUUCUGUUUUUGUUCGACACGGUUUGACCCACACCGCAGAAAAGUCGUAUGAGUGUAAAGAAUGUGGGAAAGGUUUUCUCUACAGCUAUUCCCUCACUCGUCACACGAGGAGACACACUGGAGAAAAGCCCUAUGAGUGCCUCGAAUGUAGAAAGGCUUUUGCCUCCCGCUUUGCUUUUGUCCGGCAUAGGAAGAUCCACACUGGGAAAAGAACAACUCUCUAA
Molecule: messenger RNA, 982 nt
Organism: Tupaia belangeri chinensis (Chinese tree shrew)
Lineage: Eukaryota; Metazoa; Chordata; Mammalia; Scandentia; Tupaiidae
Gene: ZNF80
Product: zinc finger protein 80
Exons: 1
Coding region: 95-982 (295 amino acids)
Biological process (GO): negative regulation of transcription by RNA polymerase II; regulation of cytokine production; regulation of immune system process
Cellular component (GO): nucleoplasm
Molecular function (GO): RNA polymerase II cis-regulatory region sequence-specific DNA binding; DNA-binding transcription repressor activity, RNA polymerase II-specific
Source: RefSeq, a predicted model, not a curated record